ACAGAUAAGGGGUCUGCAAUAGCCCCCAGGCCGCCCCCUGCAGGGUCAGGAUUCGAGGGUGGCUGUUUCCAGAAGGCCAUUGUUUUGUUUUUUAAGAUAAAAGACCCCAAACCAAAGACUCCGCGGUGCAGACGGAGGAGACUAGCCGAGGGUUUCGCUUCUAGCGCCGCUUUCCCGGGAGCAGUGUCACGGGGACGGGGGUUCUGACCCACCACGGGGACACCCCGAAUGGACGCGCAAAAUGCGCUGCGAAUCCCCUCCGGGGAGAACGCGCAUGUUCAAAGGGCUUUCCAAAGUGGAGCCCUCUCGGAGGGGAUUAAAGAGCUGACCCUUGAAGGGAGCUUCAGGCAGGCUCAGAGCAGGGGGUCAGGCAUCCAUCGACUGAUUAACACCCACGGGGCACGGUCCUUCCUCCUAUGAAAUGCCCUUGACCACCGUUUGCAGGAGUGAUUGGGAAUACUGGGUCUUCCAGGUUUUGGGCGGCUCACUGAGACACCUUCAAGAGGCCUGGUGAGAAAGAGGACUGGUGCUCAGUCGUUACUGAAAAUCAGACACUCCCCCCCUCACACACACACUGUGUUUAAUGCGCCUAAUUUGGGCACCUAAAGUCACUAGCUGCUUUUGAAAUCUUGCGCGUUGACUUUCAGAGGAGCAGAGUCUGGCCUUCAUUUGGCACACUUGCGAAAAACACUGAAGGUUAAGAAGAAAAGAAGACCCUAAAGAAUGAGUGAUGGGAAAGAAUCCCUACUGGUUUAUUACUACCACUCUUUCAGGGAGCAGGGCUAGCCCCUGUCAGACAGGGAGGGCUCUUGUAAGAACUUAGGAGUCCGGGUGCCUUGCUUGUUUCAUAAAAAGCAAAGCACAGAGGAUCCUUGACAUCUUUUGUUUGCUGCCGGAGGCUCCCUUGAGACAAUUCCGAUUGUAAUGUUUGCUCUGAGUGGCCGGUUUUUCCGUGCGCUCCAGUGUUUGUGUAUUGGGGAGAAGCAAGAAGCAAAGUUAAUGAGGUUGCUGUGCUCCAAAAAGGAACAACACCAAACUGAAAGAAGAAAUACAUUGUUCAGAAAGUUGGGAAGAUCCCUUUUAAAAAGUUGAUUUGCUUCUGAAAGUGGAAAAAUGAAGCUGAGUCUUGCAAUAUUUCUGUCUUUCAUUUUACAGACUGGGAUUUGCUCUGGAAUAAAAUGGCUAGCUCUGUCCAAGACCCCCCCUGUCCUUGCUUUGAAUCAGACCCAGCACUGCAAGCAGCUAGAGGGUCUGGUGGUGUCUCAGGUGCAGCUGUGCCGCAGCAACCUGGAGCUCAUGCAAACCAUCAUCCAGGCAGCCCGGGAAGUGAUAAAGACCUGCCGUAGAACAUUCUCCGACAUGCGCUGGAACUGCUCCUCCAUAGAGCUGGCACCCAACUACUUGCUGGAUUUGGAGAGAGGUACAAGGGAGUCAGCAUUUGUGUAUGCCCUGUCUGCAGCAGCAAUCAGCCAUACCAUCGCCAGGGCCUGCACUACCGGGGACCUCCCUGGCUGCUCCUGCGGUCCCAUCCCAGGUGAGACACCUGGACCUGGGUAUCGAUGGGGAGGAUGUGCUGACAACCUCAACUAUGGUCUUGUCAUGGGGUCCAAAUUUUCAGAUGCUCCCAUGAAGAUGAAAAAAUCAGGAUCACAAGCCAAUAAGCUGAUGCAUCUGCACAACAGUGAAGUAGGGAGACAGGCCCUGAAAGCCUCUCUUGAAAUGAAAUGUAAAUGUCAUGGAGUUUCUGGUUCCUGUUCUAUCAAGACCUGCUGGAAGGGUCUUCAAGAGAUGAGAGACAUUGCCCAGGACCUCAAAAACAAGUACUUGUCGGCCACGAAGGUGGUCCACCGACCCAUGGGAACACGCAAGCAACUAGUACCAAAGGAUAUUGACAUCAGGCCAGUUAAAGAGACAGAGCUGAUUUACCUGCAGAGCUCGCCGGACUUCUGCAUGAAGAAUGAAAAAGUGGGGUCACAUGGGACGCAAGACAGGCAGUGCAACAAGACCUCCAAUGGCAGUGACAGCUGUGACCUGAUGUGCUGUGGUCGCGGCUACAAUCCGUACAUGGACAAGGUAGUAGAGCGGUGCCACUGCAAAUACCACUGGUGCUGCUACGUAACCUGUAAAAAAUGUGAGAGGACUGUUGAAAGAUACGUCUGCAAAUGAAGCCUCUCACAGUCGGUCAAAGAGCUUAGACGCCCAGGGCACCCAAGCACUAUUCCUAGAGGAAGUGACCUCUUUUGGACUAGACAUUGUUUAUCUUGCAAAGACAUGGACUGGGAGAUAAUUCCAGCAGUAAAAAUAACAUUAUUUUUUUUUAAAUCUGAAAAGUGGAAGAUUUUCCCACCAAUCCAAUUCUUCCUGAGAAGACAAGAGGCUUAAACCAAAACUCUGUUUGGAGUGUACCUUCUUGCAAAACCAUGCCUUCUGGUUGCCAAUGACAGCCAGCGAUCAAGUGCCUUUAGCACCAUGAGAAACAAAGAGAAAUUUUCUGGGGGAGGAAAAACGGUUUUGGAUCUGCCUCUGCUUAUGUAUCCUACCACAACGGGCCUUGAUUCUCCAGUAGCCUCCAGGACAAUCCCUGGCUACAGAUGCACUACAACUUCAAAGCAAUCAUUGUCUUUGUUUCCAAAGACUAAACUUUUAGAACGGGAGAAUCCACUCAGCAUGAAAAAGCCAGAAACAUUCCUGGUUCUAGCUCUGAAAUGAAAACGUAUGCAAAUCAAUUUAACCCUUUUCUUUUGUCUAGGGCUGAGACUUAAGUUACUGCUCUAUUUGAGGACCAGUAGUCCUGCCCCUAUUUAGUGUAGGCUGCGAGGGUGUCAAAUUCAAGUACUCACAAAAACGAAUUGGACCCCAGUGUCAAUGUGGCUGAGUGCCCAGAGAGCGGUGAUGGGAUGUAAUGUAAUGCACAGUGAAGUCAAAGUAAAAUAGAAAUGGAAAA
Pelodiscus sinensis (Chinese soft-shelled turtle) is the source of this 2944-nucleotide messenger RNA. RefSeq names its product Wnt family member 11 (gene WNT11). Gene Ontology annotation, molecular function: cytokine activity; frizzled binding. Gene Ontology annotation, cellular component: extracellular region. The record is from RefSeq and is a predicted model, not a curated record. Gene Ontology annotation, biological process: multicellular organism development; cell fate commitment; neuron differentiation. Lineage: Eukaryota; Metazoa; Chordata; Testudines; Trionychidae.